This is a messenger RNA of Puccinia graminis f. sp. tritici CRL 75-36-700-3, 1665 nucleotides long. RefSeq lists its product as uncharacterized. The transcript has 6 exons. The coding region runs from base 1 to 1665 and encodes 554 amino acids. Gene Ontology annotation, molecular function: microtubule binding. NCBI's taxonomy places the organism in Eukaryota, Fungi, Basidiomycota, Pucciniomycetes, Pucciniales, Pucciniaceae. Gene Ontology annotation, biological process: centrosome localization; establishment of mitotic spindle orientation; vesicle transport along microtubule. The record is from RefSeq and is a predicted model, not a curated record. Gene Ontology annotation, cellular component: kinetochore; kinesin complex; centrosome.
AUGGAAGAGCCCUCCUUUACAUCCGAUGGCGAUGCGCUUGAUUACUAUCGAAGCUUAGCCAGGAGUUUGCAAUCCGACCUAGACGAUACGAAGUUGGCCCUGGAUGAGUUUCAGGUGUCUUCUAAAGAGCUCGAAACUGAGCUUGAAAGAGAACUUCAGGCCACCGAAAAACAGCUCAAGGAAUUAAGGGGAAAGGAAGAACACUUGUUGCACGAAAUCGAUCAGUGGAAAAUCAAGUACCACUCUUCGUUAAAAGACCACACAAAGACGAUGACACACAUGCAGACCGAACUUGAAACAUGCAGAAAAUCUAACGAAGAAUAUCGAACUAGGCUUCGUGAUAUGGAGUUAGACAAUGACGAGCUGGAAGGUAAAGAACGGAUGGUGGCUAGUUCCCUACAAGACGUUGAAAGCAAGUACGGGAAAGCGAUCGAAAGGAUCACUCUACUCGAAGACGAACUGAUUGAGAAAAGUAAAUUGGAAGAAGAACAUCAGAGGCUGAAAGACGAUUUGAGAGAUAUGACCGAAGAAUUAGCCGUCUUGCGUGAGCAUCUGGCCAGUUCGGCAACCUCCCCGGCAGGCGAGGCCACCCGUCGCGUGCUGUCGCCAAGCCCUGAAGAUUGUCAACUAUCCACCCGAACAUUUUCGGAAACCCCUCUCAGUGAUCCAGGACUAGAAGUGUUGAAGGACACAGACGAGAUGUCUUCACCAUCACGACCAAUGAUCAGGACGAAACCAACCUCCGUGAUUGAUGCGCAAGAUUCCCAUCGACGCAGGCUGAGCUCAAUGGCUGGUGAGAUUGGCUCACCCAAGUCGCAAACCGCCAAGUCUUUGGCUAUUACCCAGUCGAAGAAAGCUGCAUCUCUGCGCGUCAAGCCUCACUCUGUUACUAUCAAGCCGCUUCAAAAUGUCUUCUCGCCCGAUCCGCGCUUGGCCGCAUCAACCUCAGUAGCUCCUAGAGCCAAACGCUCUCAGUCACGAAGCCGACCGGCUCUCGAAACGCCUACAAACCCUAGAAACCUGAAUAAAGAAAGCUCGCAUCUACAGUCCCUUCGUGCCGAGACAGAACGUAUGCAAGGGAUGACGAAGAAACUGGUCAGCUCGAGGAACUUGCGGACCGUCAGUGCUAUCCCCGUGCCCAAGACCUCCCUCCUCUCUAGCUCUAUCCAUUCCAAAUCCAAUCCACAUAGCAUCUCCGCUCUCAAUCGAAGUAGCACCACUCGCAGCCCAAGAAGGCCUCCCAACGGAGUCUCUCUCACAGCGUCAAGAAAUGUCACCCAACCAGCUACGUCACAAGAUAGAGAUCUUGACACUGGACUUCCUCGCCCCAGAUCAACACGACCAUUAUCGCGCCUUUCGAUCUCUUCUGACCAGCAACAGCAACAACAACAUCAACUGGGCAUCUCGAUGAUGGGUCCCUCAGAUGCGCCGCCCAGCUGUGCGAUUCCUAGACGGAAAGCAUCGAUCGACAUGACCGAACGAUUCCCAAGACCACUCAGUAUUCAAGAUGUUCAUAAGAGCCAUCUGCGCCGACAAAGUACCGGAUUCACCGGCCCGCCUCCUAAACUUGAUCCUAAUGAUAGAAAACCUAAAUUCUCUUCGAAUCCGCUCGGCAAAUCUUUUAGCACUUCGAUUCGUGCAGCCGGAUUAUCGUUUAAGAGAUGA